AUGAACGCGGGCCUGGAGGUGAAGACAGAGCAAGGCGAGUCGGAGGGGGUGGCCGGGACUGCCACCGCUUCCACAGCGUUGGAGCCAUUGCCAUUGUCGUCAGCCCUUCUUCGAGAUGUGGAACAACUUCUGAGUGCCGCCAGGGCGAUUACGCCCUUUCUCACUGAGACAACGGAGCAGCUGCAACCCAUGCGGGCCGCACUAACGACGGUGAUGGGUAACCUGCGUAUAUGUCGUCAUUGCAUACGGAGGAAGAAUGCGCCCAGUAUUGUCCCUCGUCUUUUGAUUGCUGGCCCCGCACAGACAGGGAAAAGCGCCAUAGUGGAUUUUGUUCUUCAGCACCUCAUGCAGACGACGUUGGACACUGGAGCUGCGACUACCAUUUCACGUGAGGCGUCUACUGUGGUUCUUAAAGACGAGGAGUGCAACAUGAGCUUGGAUUCAAUGAGGAAGAGAUCACAUUCGCUGCUGGUGCGGCCUCAUUCAUCCACAGUUGGAAACCACAACAUGGAUCCCAAGUGUAAUUACGGUGCCUCCCAUGCUAAGGCAGGAGGGAUGCUGUGCAGAAAGCCCAGUGGGGUGAAUGGCGUUGAAGAAUGCGAUGAAACAGAGGGUAUUCUUUGUUCAUCAGAAUCCGUGACAAGUGUAGUUAAUAUUGUGGGUCGCGGAAACAGGCUAGGCUCAACUCAUAAUCUGGACUAUGGUCUACAGCAAGACGCGACCGAUUCAUCCUCUCUCAACGAUCGUGCACGUCGGAGGCAUUCACAUGGGGAUGAGGGACGAAGAAGUAUUCCAUUGUUAAAGUUUGUGGAGAUAUCACCGCUUCCUGAUGUAUAUUUGCCACAUUCUAUGACGAGUGACGUUGCGUCGAUUUGUAUAGAUACAACGCCUUCGUCUUGUGUAGUGGUGGUCUCUGGUGGGCUUGAGACUACCAUUGUUGAUCGUAUGCGCAGUAGCCAAUCUGGCGUGAUCAGGAAUUGGCUACGAGGGGGGCAAAAGGAGACGCACCGUCCAAAUGAUGGGGUUCAUGCACUGCCGUCGCAUAGUGGUGCUUGUGGUGGUCAGCGGACAGCGACGGCGUCUGAGGGCGUAGAACAGGCUGCUGUGUAUAUAGAGCCAUGCAGCCUGUGUCGGGCACCGUCUUGGCUGCUGCUGGAAACUGCGGGCAACAUUGUGCGGAGCGAGGGGGAUGGGGUGCCGUUUGUUCAGCUACCUGACUCCCUGUGCGCUGAGGCGAUUUUUUUCACUCUCCCAUGUGAGGUGGUUGGCACGUAUCGCAUGGCGACUGUCAUGAAUAAACUCUUUGACCCCUUUGUGGUCCCCACCGAGGAUGACGCGUGCGACGGCACCAUAGGUGGUGAGCGUGUCUUAAUCCUGGCAGAACAGCAGCAGCAGCAGCAGUGCCGGCGUCCGCGGAAUAAGGCAAAUUGUGUUCACGAUGAGGAUGACAGAGAAGCUCUUUGUCAGCUUAUUUCAGACAUGGCAUUUUAUAUACUAACCUUCUCUGACGCCAUCAUUGCACGUUCCGAGGGUGUGCUCACGACAGACAAGCAGCUAGCCAAUCGCCCACCGCCGAUGGCGGGGAGUCUUCCGGAGCUUAUUGUAUUGUUUCAGAAUGAAAUGCGUCGAAUCUUCGGCGUUCAUGUAAAUAGUUGGCAGGUGGUCCCUUUUAGUGGGCCCAUGAGUCGCGUCACAAGUGCUGCAAUUAGGGCGAUUUACGAGAAACGCUUCACGGGGGUAGAAUCAUUGGGCGCCGAUGAGACGCUCCCAUCAGACUCCUCCGCGUUUUCGCAGCUGCUUCCAGUGGAUUCCACUGUCUCAUUUCCAGCACCACCGGUUGCAGGGAAGACGGAACUGAACCUGCAGCUGGCAAUAGCUGAAUAUUGUGAUGUAGUGUAUGGUGAGCGGUUCAAGCAGCGCCAACACCGUUUUUCACCGGAUCAGCUGGAGGAACUUGUUUGGCAACACGCCUUAAGUGACAUGUGGCAGUUGUCAGGGGCACGCCAGCUUCUCCACACGGUAAAGUGCUUUGAGUGGAAUUCUCUUCAUCACAUCGUGUCUCACAUCGCGUUCUCUCUCGUGAUUUUCAGCAGGCAGCUGCAGUCAUUGCUCCCAAAGGUGCAGGAGUGCCUUUGGAUGCAAAAGAAACAUCUUCAGAACGAGUUGAAACGACGAAAGCGAGAGAAUUUUAUGGCAAACAUGGCACUUCGGCGACUGAAGGAGAUGCACAUUCCCGGGCAGAUGAUCCAAGGUGUUUUGUAUAUGAUAGAAGAACAUUUUGAAGAAGUUGUCAUUCGCUUCUGGUGGACGUUGUUGACGCUGCUGGACGAAGAGAAUGUACGCUUUGGGGUUUACCGCCGGGGCGGGGCGAAAAUGUUGUCUGAUUCUUGUCGUCACCCGUUGCUGACGCCAUCGGAUUUGUCUGUGGCGGCGCGGAAGCGACUGUGCAAGCUGUACCGUCGAUUUCUUGAGGUGCACAUGACCCAAGGUUAUGAAACUCAAAUGUCACAUCUUCAGUCCAUCAUUGAAGAGGCGUGUAGACAGACCAGCAACCCCACACUCUGUGGUGGCCAAAGAGAAUUGAGUGAUGCAGAGGCGGUCCAUGGGCUCUCCCCCCGCACUGCGUCUGUACUGCCCCCCGACUUGGUGCACCUUGUAGAGGAUGCCAGGCACCACAUACCUUUUGUUGCAAAGAAUGCGCGAGGGUUGAAGCGUACGAUGCAGAAGGAGCUUUCUCUACUUGUUGCUCGUCUCAACACGGAGGUGAUUAAUUACUUCAUGGCGGAGCUGGCAAAUGCGAUGCACGGAUUUGAUAAGCUGUGUGAAAUGCAGCUAGAAGUCUCAAAGGAGACAAUGCUGCAGCUGGUGACUGCGGUGAACCCUAGACAGACGUUUGACGCCAUUGAGCUAAAAUUGCUGCGUUCAUUGCUGAGUAAAAUUCAACGUUUUACCCUUCUUGAGCUGCGCCCAGACCAGGAACUCGAGGCGUUUGUCACGGGACUACGGAGUGCGCUGUGCCAGGACCAGGUGAAAAUGUACGUCAAGCUGCUGAAUGGGGGCUGGAACGGGCAGUGCACGGAUUGUGCGGCAAACACCUUGGCGUAUCUCGCGAAGUCGGAGGAGUGCGACACUCAGCGGCAGCAGCAGCCCCCGGACCGCGUUAUGCUGCGAAAUUCCAGUUUUUUUCACCAGUUACGGGGGUACCGCGAUAUCGCCUGGGCCCCGAUGGAGAUGACCGAACUGACGCUGCCGUCACCAAACCGGGUACGCAAGUCGACACGUGUUGGGCUCAAACAUCAUUCGUCGAUGGAUGACGCUGCAGGAACGACAGUGGCAAAUCCCUUGGUAGAGGCGUGCACGGUGCCUUUGAGGGAGCCUCCAAACGAGGACGACAAGGUCCCACUGCAUGUCUGCAAUGACGUUGUUGCCUCCACGAGCAACCCGAUCUGGUUUUUUCUUGUCGUAUGGCAGGAGGUGUUUUCUGUGAUGACAUUUCGUCCCUGGAUGCUGUUACACAAUGUACGUUAUGCCACUCUACUAAACAAAAUUACACUCAUUUUUCUGAAGGGGCAAGGUCGGCUGGAGGCGAUGGUGAAGGAAGAGAGUGACAAAGCUGAGGCGAAGCUGCGGAGUCUGAGUCAAGAAAAGACUCGACUGAGGGAAGAGUUGCCGUCCCUGCUGCAGCACCUCAGCACCACCGCCGAAGGUGUGGCUCACGAGAUGAAGUCAUUUAAUGCAGAGACCUUUCGAAGCCUCUCCAUGUGA
Messenger RNA from Trypanosoma rangeli, 3765 nucleotides. RefSeq lists its product as uncharacterized. The record is from RefSeq and is a predicted model, not a curated record. NCBI's taxonomy places the organism in Eukaryota, Euglenozoa, Kinetoplastea, Trypanosomatida, Trypanosomatidae. The transcript has a single exon. The coding region runs from base 1 to 3765 and encodes 1254 amino acids.